UACUAAAAUGACAUUCGUCAUUAUCGUAUGUAAUGUUGUAGAUCGGGGAUAUCAACGCGACAAAACAAGAAAAUAAUUAUGUAUUUAUUAUCAAGUUUUGUAUUUUCUUUGAUUACACUGGAAAUGUCUCUUGCAUUCUUGGUCAAAAAUGAAUUUGGUUCAAACACGACUUCAAAUCAGAAUACUAGUAGUCAUUCAUCAAGCAGUCAGAGCAUUCAAGAUUUAAUGACACUAAUUGUGGAAGAGAAAAGACUAAGAUUCAAGUUAGAAGAUCGAUUGAAUAUUAUGGAAGAUAAGUUCAAUCAGAUGGACCAGUUUCAUAACGAAGUUACGAAAGAACUUUUGAAAGAACGCAGCGAUCGUAAGCAACUGGAGGAUAUGUACACAAGUGUCAAAAUGGAACUUGAUAAUGUAACAAACAUUUUGCAAAGUGAACGCGAUAUACGUGGGCAGCUGGAUGAUAUGUACUCAAAUGUCAAAAUGGAGCUCGAUAAUGUAACAAACAUUUUGCAAAGUGAACGCGAUAUACGUGGGCAGCUGGAGGAUAUGUACUCAAAUGUCAAAAUGGAGCUCGAUAAUCUAACGAACGUCUGUGACGUUGUUAAUAAAGACAUUGAAAAACUUGACAUGCAGUUGCACAACAAUAGUAUGGACUUGAAUUAUAUCUCACAAGAACUAGUUGGUUUGCUUCAAAAUGCCUCUGAGAAAACUAGGAAAAUCGCUAAUAAUUCUUUGGAACUGACGACGAUUAAAGAUCAGUUCAAUGUCCUCACUAGACAAAUUGCAAAUAUUAGCGGAGAAAUAGGAAAUAUUCCAGUAGGAACAGAAAAAUAACUGUUUGUUGGCUUUUCUGUAGGGAGCGGUUUCGCGCAAUCCGCUGUUUCAUCAACCCGUCCAUUACGUUUUCAUUCAGCCAUAUUCAACGAGGACAAUGUCUUCAAUACGAGCACUGGUGUUUUUGUUUGCAAACAACCCGGACUUUAUUUCUUUACGUUUUCCUUCGUACACAGUCAUCGUGGAAGCCAUGCGCACUGUUGUGUAUACAAAAAUAAAGUACGAUCAUCUCUAUCUUGUGCUGUAGCCGGAGACACAACUUCAACUGCUUAUUCAACAGGAACAACGUCAGGUAUCCUGUCUUUGAAAGAAGGUGAUCGGGUUUAUGUGGGUGAAUGUACGGAUCCUUCGUAUCUUAGCAUAGACACGUAUCUAACUGGCUUUCUUCUUAAAGCAAAUUGACGAAAAUGUGUUAAGCGUUGUGUCGUUUGAUGAUGGCGCCGAAUAAAUAAACAAGAAAUAUAUCAUUUAAUUUAGAUAUAUAUGUUUGUAAAAUUCAGAUCAAAUAAAGAAAAACAUGACUUUA
Mercenaria mercenaria is the source of this 1360-nucleotide messenger RNA. RefSeq lists its product as uncharacterized. The transcript is spliced from 2 exons. Bases 79 to 834 code for a protein of 251 amino acids. The record is from RefSeq and is a predicted model, not a curated record. NCBI's taxonomy places the organism in Eukaryota, Metazoa, Mollusca, Bivalvia, Venerida, Veneridae.